Molecule: messenger RNA, 1891 nt
Organism: Lycium ferocissimum
Lineage: Eukaryota; Viridiplantae; Streptophyta; Magnoliopsida; Solanales; Solanaceae
Product: probable BOI-related E3 ubiquitin-protein ligase 3
Exons: 2
Coding region: 689-1498 (269 amino acids)
Molecular function (GO): ubiquitin-protein transferase activity
Source: RefSeq, a predicted model, not a curated record
UUCUUUUUUCCUUCCGUUUCUGCUAUCCAUCAUCCUAAAAUACUGACUCCUUCAUUUACAUACCAAAAACACAACACAACAACUUCUUCAAAACCUCUAAAUUAGGAAUGGAAUUGAAAUGAUAUUUCUUAUCAUUCAUCCAUUUACAAAUAGUAACUCUGAACCGGUUGUUUAGUCACAAAAUCUGCAUGUUGUACCAGUUAUAAAUUUAUCUCCUUUAAUGCUUCUUCACAAGAAGAGAGAGAGAGAUAGACAUAAUAGUAGAACCUUUUAUAGCCCCUCCUUUAGUUCCUGCAACUUUUCAGUUUUUCAGUUUCCAUAAUUUGAAAUCAAGAAAAUUAUUUAUUUACAUACUAUAAAUACAGAACAGAAGAAAGAGACCCCACCAUCUUUUUUUUUUUCUCUUCUAUAUAUAUUUAUACAAUAACAAGUCAUAGGUUUGGCCUACCCUAAACCAAGAAACAUGUCACGAAGGUUGGCAUAGGUUUUCCCAACAGAUUAUUAGUACAAUAUAGGUAGAAUCCUCUUCCUCCUAUUCUCCUUUGCUUGAGGAACAAAUCAAAUUCUUAUUUUUAACCAAAAUCCCACCUUGUUUGCUUCUUCUUUUUGCUGAUUUUGUGGUUAGAAUUUAAAAAGAAAGGUCAGUUUAUGUUCUUGUUCUUGUUGUUGGUCCUUGUGGUCUACAAAUAUGGCCAUUCAAGCACAGUUGUAUGCAGUUAAUCUUGGUUUUCCUUUGGGAAGUUCACAGGAUUUGAUGGAGAAUAAUGCUUGUGGAUUCAAUCAGUUUUAUUUUAAUCCUCAACAGCAACAACAACAACAGUUCACAGAAAUCCAACAGUUUCAAUUUCUCAACCAGAAAAAUAAUCAGGAUUUGAUGAACUGUUGUACAAGCCAUAACACAAAUCCUACACAAUCAGUGCUGUUUCCUCAGAACCUGGCUUGUCAAUUUGAAAAACAGAGGGUUGAGGUUGAUCAGCUUAUCACUUUACAGAAUGAGAGACUGAGAUUGGCUCUGCAAGAACAGAGAAAGCAACAAGUGGCAUUAAUCUUGAGAAACUACGAAUCAAAGGCUCAGUUUUUACUGAAACAAAAAGACGAAGAAAUUGCAAAAGCAGCAAACAGGUCAAAAGAGCUAGAAGAUUUCUUGAAAAGAAUAGAAAUGGAGAACCAAACAUGGCAGAGAAUAGCCAAAGAGAACGCAGCUAUUGUCCUUUCUUUAAAUAACACAAUUGAACAACUUAAAGAAAAUGCAUGUUUAUCAACCAAUGGUGGUGUAGGAGAUGCAGAGUCUUGUUGUGAUGUACCACCAAUGGAGGAUAACGUACAAGCAUCACAACAAACGAGAAAGAUGAUGUGCAAAAGUUGUAAUUCUAGUAAGUCGUGCAUGGUUUUCUUGCCUUGUAGGCACCUUUCUUCAUGCAGAGAUUGUGACCCUUUUCUCCAUUCAUGCCCUGUAUGUAACGUGGAGAAGAAAGCAAGCAUAGAGGCUUUGAUUUGAUCUUUUAUGAAAAUGACUAGUGUUUCUUGUUUCCAAGUAAAAAAUAGUCACAUCUCUUCAAUACGCCCUUUGGGACCUGAUUAAUUUAAAUUUACAUCGCGUACGACUCACUUAAGGAGUAAUUCCUUAUUCAAUCUUCCCCCGAGGAGUUCAUCUAUUUAAGCUUUAGAGAAUUCAAUUCUAGUGGAAGGCUUCCAUUUGCCGGAACCAAGGGGUCUUUCUGUUGCAAUUCUCCAUGGACUAUGGUCGUAUUCAUAUGGUUUUUCCGCUUCUUACAGCUGUUCUUUGAACACAUCUUAUCACCAAAAGAGUCCUAUGUAUAGUGCAAAAGCGCUCACAUUUUGAGCCUAUGAGGGAAGCCUUCCCUAUCAAAAAAUUUACAUUUUGAGCCUU